Alternaria metachromatica is the source of this 1401-nucleotide messenger RNA. RefSeq lists its product as uncharacterized. Gene Ontology annotation, molecular function: RNA polymerase II cis-regulatory region sequence-specific DNA binding; zinc ion binding; DNA-binding transcription factor activity, RNA polymerase II-specific. NCBI's taxonomy places the organism in Eukaryota, Fungi, Ascomycota, Dothideomycetes, Pleosporales, Pleosporaceae. Gene Ontology annotation, biological process: DNA-templated transcription; regulation of transcription by RNA polymerase II. The transcript is spliced from 3 exons. Bases 1 to 1401 code for a protein of 466 amino acids. Gene Ontology annotation, cellular component: chromatin. The record is from RefSeq and is a predicted model, not a curated record.
AUGUGUACGUAUAAGCGGUUGGACGGCGUUUCUGCAGGUGCUACUGCAUCUGGCGGAAGCAGCCAAGAUGGUACUGAGACCAGUACCGACCGGCAGCGCGUGGGCAUCUCCAUCGACUUCCUCCUUAAUUUCACGAAUCCUUCGGGUUACCGCCCGUCCGCUGCUAUCGCCGCUGAGGCUGCUGAGCUCGAUGAUGCAGAUGGCGAGGCGCACGUACAACCACACGAUGCAGAUCAAGAUAUGACGCACGACCAGUCGUUCUUUGAGUUCGCAGAUUUACCUUCUGUCUUCUUCAGCUUUCCGUUCGUGGUAUCUGGACGAGAAGUCGACUACGCGUCUCCGAUCAUAAGCGAUGGUCUGACACCUGAACUGGAAGAUGCGUACGCUUUCGAAGUACGCGUGAGGGAGAUGCUACAGCAGCUGUCUGCCAAGCACAGCUCGAUGCUGGAACGUGGUGAUGCAGUUGAUGCAACAUUCGACUAUCAAUUGGCCGAAGCCGUCUUUACAGUCGGCAAUGUGCGGCACUUUGUUUGGGCUUUCUUCCGCUACUUUCACUACUCGUUUCCUAUUCUGCAUAAGCCGACGUUCGAUAUACAGACGGUGUCUUUCCCGCUGUUACUCGCGCUCGUUUUGUUCGGGUCGCUUCCCACUCUAGAGUCUGAUACAUCCAUCGGUGUACGACGGUUCUCACACGUUGCGGAGGCAUACGUUUUCGAUCAACUACCGUUACGGCAGAUGUCGCAAGCUGAUAAUUCGGCGUGGGUCGAAGAUGAGCAUCUCCAGCUGUUGCAAGCAGGUCUUUUGUUCUUGGUGUUUCUAAACAACAGUAACGACAUGGUCACAAGACGGCGAAUCCGCCUCCAGCGCAUUCCAUCGCUUGUCGCUGCUGUGCGAGCUUCAGGCUUGUUUGCGCACAAACAGCGUCACAUUAUCUCUAGUCAAACCGAACAUGACUGGCAGGGCUUCAUCAACGAUGAGAUGCGAUCGAGAUUGGGCAUGUGGACCUGCCUCUUCGACAGCACGCUCUCCGUGUUCUUCAACAACACCCCACAAGUUGCCAUCUGUGAGGCGAUAGGUGAUCUCCCCUGCGAGGAGACACUGCUGUCCAUCGUCAUGACAUCCAGAAUGAACUUCCUCGCUGGUAUGAACAUAGAGCCGAUGCUUCGCGCCACCGACCGAUGGAAGGCGCUCUGGGAUGUAGUAAGCCGAGAUAGCAAAGGAAAUUGCUUGCCUGAGCUGGGGUUCGAGAAGCACGCCGCGGAGUACUGGUGGCUUACCAAGACCAUUCUGAGGGUCUCGAAGUUGGGAGGUAGGAGCUGUCGUUACAUGCAACCUGCACCUUGUGACUCGACGCAGGACUUGCAUGAUUUCGUGAGAAGGUAUAAAGAUUUCGUUGUGUAG